UUUUUAACUCUUUGUGCUCUCGCGCGUGUUGGAAUGGUGGCUGGCCUCGGGAGGAUGCGCUGAACACUGACAUCAUCUCUUCAACUUUCACUAUCUCUCUCUCUCGUUUAAUGGAGUCGACUCUUAGGGAGUUAGAUGGUCUACUAACGAGGCACUUUUCUCCACACUGCACGAAUGAAGAAAGACUGGAAAUCAAUAAAAUCCUUGAUGUCUUUAGCUGUCAGGAAGAUGUCUGGAGAUAUUGCGUAUUCUUUCUACAAAACUCUAGCAAUGACUACGUACUGAUGUAUGCACUACAUGUCAUAGAGAAUUUCAUCACUCAUAGGUGGGACGUGUUAGACUCUUCAUGCAAGUUAGAGCUUCGCCAGUUCCUGACCCAGUUUUUAAUAAGAACUUCGUCGUCAGGAGGGGGAGGAGUCUCAUCCUUCAUACGUAAUAAACUGAUACAUGUGAUAGUAUUGAUUGGUCGUAAAGAUUGGCCUCACAAUUAUCCCGACUUCCUUGAUCAUGCAAUACAAUUUACUAAACAAGAAGGCACACUCCUUAUUGGUUUACUCUUCCUCACUACAAUAUCACAAGAACUAGCCACUCCCAAGUCCUCUCUCCUUCUCUCCUCGCGUCGAGAUGAGCUCCUCUCUCUAAUGUCUCAGCACGCUCCACUACUGCUACACACACUCGUUGAUAUAUUAAAUUCUGCUCUUGAACCUCAUCCACAGAAUCUUUCUGUAGUAGGUGGUGGCUCACUGCAACUUCCAGUGGAGGUCUGUGAGCAAGCGUUCCGUUGCCUAGGGCACAUGUUCACAUGGGUUCCUCUUUCUUCUCUCAUCACUCCGGCCAUUAUUGAAGUCAUUUUCCAGUAUGCUUAUCUUGGCUGUCAUAGUGACCCAGAGCAAGACGACUGUGGUAGUGUUCUUGGUUCUUUAGCAAUGGACUGUGUAAAUGAGCUGCUCAUCAAGAACUGUGUCCCGAGGGAUUUUGAGUCUUUCCUUAUGAAGUUCUUUGAUCAGUCUUUUUCUCUAUUACACAGACUCACUAGUGAGGAGGGAGGAAAGAAAAAAGACUUCUCAAGGCUUGACGACAGGUACAUAUCAAAAUGUGGUGAUUUAUUUUACUGGUUUGUGUCCUCUCAUCUCAAGAGAGUCGAGUUCAAUCCAAACUUCCCUGUCCUUGAGUUCCUCUCUUUGUUUCACACUUACACCUUCAAGCAGCCAGAGAUUGACUCCUUCUGUGUCUGCCUGGACACCUGGGGCACCUUCCUUGAUCACCUGAUACUCAUGGCUGAAGAUAAUGGGGCAGACAUUGCGACACACACUUCAAAACAUUAUGAGAGAUACAAGAGUGUGUUGCUAUCGAUGGCUGACAGUGUCUUGAAGAAGAUCCAGUUGCAUCACAACAUGGACGAGUUGCAAGAAAUUGACGACGAUACAAUAAAUGACGAUGAAACAGAGUGGCAGAGCUUCUUACGAAAGUCCCUGGAAUUUGUCGGUAAAGUUGCUCAACUUUUUCCAAUGGAGACAUUCGAGAUGAUAGUUCCUCUACUGGAUCAGUAUUCACAGGUGUAUCUGAGUCUCUCGCAACUUAUUGUUGAAGGACCUAGAAAAGAGCAUGUUUUGGCGGUAUCAGAAGGUGUCCAGUUAGGUUCUUUACAUGCGACACUAAAGGACCUCACUUCAGUACUGCAGGCUCUAGGAAGGAUUGCCGAGCAUUUCUCUUGUGACCGAUUCAAUGAGAGGCUACCAAAAGCCCAACAGAUUGUUAAUCAGUUUAUACUUAUAGCUCAGUUUAGUUCAGAGCAUCUUCUUUUUAACCUCGAGUCUCCUGCUCCUCUUAUUCUCGAACACGACUUCAUCGAACUACAUGCUCAGUCCUUGGGUACCCUUCAAGCCUACCAGCACUGGCUAUCCAAGUAUUAUUUAGCUUCUCUUAGAGGAGAGCAGAGACAAGAUGUCUUCCAGUACAUACUAUCAGCCUGCAUCAGUAUCAUAGUCAGCGUCAUAUCCCACGAGAUACCAGAGAAGAUAACAAUGGCCGCCUGUAGACUCCUCAUGUCUCUCUCGUUCACCAUUAGACCUCAUUUCCUGUCUCAGCUGCCUCAGCUACAGGAGCUAAUGGUGUGCUUGUCUGUCGGAAGGUUUCAGCGAUUACCUUUCAAAGUUAAUGUUAUGCUACACGAGGCACUGGUUGGUAUGUUAAUACUGCCUUGGCCUAAUGUCAGCGAUGGAGAACAAAAUUGGGACGCUAGAUAUCAAGAAUUGUGUAAGAUUAUAACUGGACUGACUCUCAACUUUAAUAGAUACAUCAGCUCACCUGGUUUUAGACAGGAUCAAUCACUUAUUCAAGAAGCUAAGCAUGAGAUCAAACAGACACUGUCCCUACUUCAGGAGGUCAUUGUGUCUGUUAGUUACGAGAGGAAGAGAUCAAAGGAUAUUCUGUACAAGAGCAUUGAAUCUUUAAUGGAGAACAUCAUCAGCUUAUUUGAUGUGUACAUCAAUGAAUCAGAUAUUCUUGAAGUGUUGAUGAAUUUCUUUUAUACAUUAUUUCACGGUCUCUUGUCACAAGUUGGUCCUUCACUUACUGAAAGAGUCACUCAAACUUUCAUGUCAUUACUCACCAAGCAGCAUCUGGAGCAGUCGCUAUUACAAGAGAACAGCAUUGGGAAUAAAGUUGUAGAAAAGUUUUUAAACGUGUUGAGAUUAUUGGUACAGAAUUAUUCCAUCAGUGAGAAAGCUUUUCUUCCGAAUAUUAUUAAUUUUGCAUUGAAACAAGUUUAUCCAAUCGUUGUUAAUAGAGAGUUACCUGAAGUCAAAUAUUCACUAUACGAGCUUUUAUACCAACUUUUACUUAAUAACUGGAGAUAUUUCUUUCCUUCUGUUACCAAGAAAACAGUGUCGGGGGAAUUUGUCCAACACGAAGAUGAUUUUAUGGCAAUAAUGGAGUCAUUUGCUCACUCAUUCCUUCAGUCUGAUAUUAAUAUAUUCAGGCAUAAUCUCGACUCGCUGAGGAGUUUGAAUAAGUCUCAUAAACUCUACUCCAAACAUUGUUUUAUUUCCAAGAUGCGUGAGCCACUUCUUCAUCUCUUCCUACAAGUCCUCACUCAGCAGUCACACGACCUCCUCCAAGAGGAACUGGUUCAUUGUGUGUAUGGCAUAGCAGAGGAGAACUUUAUAUACUUCCAUAUGGACUUCCUCUCUAAGUUUCUUGGCAAUAUAGACGGUCUUCAACAAGAACAGCAGUUGAGAUUAGUAGAGGGAUAUAACGUAGUACAGGAUCAGCCUUCGUUCUCUCGUAGUUUGCUUCAGUUUACAAAUGAUCUUCGCUAUUAUUUAUCAAUUAAUAAUUCAAAUCAAUCGAUCCAUCAAUCAUCACUUAAAUGAAAGAAAUGAACCUUCUCUCUCUCUCUUUCUCUCUCUCUCUCUCUUUCUCUCUCUCUCUCUUCUCUCUCCUUUCUCUCUUUCUCUCUCUCUCCCUCUAAUCAUUACUGGGUUUCUAUGAUAGAUUUAUGUGUAUUUAUAUUAUUAUUAAUUAUUAUUAUAACAAUUGUUGUAUAUAUCAUAUCAGUUUA
Molecule: messenger RNA, 3562 nt
Organism: Amphimedon queenslandica
Lineage: Eukaryota; Metazoa; Porifera; Demospongiae; Haplosclerida; Niphatidae
Product: exportin-6-A-like
Exons: 21
Coding region: 111-3374 (1087 amino acids)
Biological process (GO): protein export from nucleus
Molecular function (GO): small GTPase binding; nuclear export signal receptor activity
Source: RefSeq, a predicted model, not a curated record